This is a messenger RNA of Chlamydomonas reinhardtii, 2178 nucleotides long. RefSeq lists its product as uncharacterized. NCBI's taxonomy places the organism in Eukaryota, Viridiplantae, Chlorophyta, Chlorophyceae, Chlamydomonadales, Chlamydomonadaceae. The record is from RefSeq and is a predicted model, not a curated record. The coding region runs from base 363 to 1223 and encodes 286 amino acids. Gene Ontology annotation, biological process: transmembrane transport. The transcript has 5 exons.
UGUAUUGAGCACCCAUACACUUCGGGAGACUAGGCACGCGACCUGGGGCUUGGCUCGCCAAUCAUAAAAUGUCUCGCGAGCGAGUCAUGCCACAAAUUACGCACGCAUUGUUGUGGUCGAGUCUCUCCGGGAGAACCUCGCAGGAUGCGCAGCUAAUCCUCCUCAGCGACGAAACCAACGAUGCGGCACCUCUAGUAGCCCACAACGCUGUUAAGCUUGCGCUGUGUGGAGGUAUUUCGGGCGCACUGGCGAAAACGUGCACGGCGCCACUCGCUCGCCUGACUAUCCUGUAUCAGGUGCAGGCUCUCGCAGCCGCCGCGCCAGCAACAGGCGCCGCGGGUGCGAGCCGGCAACUUGGCGUGAUGGCAGCGCUCCGGCAUGUGGUCACAACAGAGGGGCUAGCAUCUCUGUGGAAGGGCAACCUGGUCACCAUCAUGCACCGCAUUCCCUACUCCUCCACCAACUUCUGGGCCUACGAGUCCACCAAGCGGGCGCUGGAGGGGCGAGUGAGCAACGACGCGGCGCGGGCCUGGACCGCGGGCGCGGUGUCGGGGCUGGUGGCGUGCACGGCGGCGUACCCGCUGGACCUGCUGCGGACGCGCAUUGCAGCCGACACGGCGCCCGCGGCGCCCGGGUCGGGGCUGCGCUGGAUGCCGGCGCCUCGCUUCCUGACCCGCGGCCGCGUGCGGGCCGCCCUCAGCCGCAUCCUGGCGGAGCACGGCGUGCGGGGGCUGUACAAGGGCCUGGGUGCCACGCUGGUGCAGGUGGUGCCGGGCCUGGCCUUCAACUUCUGCUUCUAUGACACAUUCAAAAGGCUGGCGCUGCAGGCGCAGGCGCGGGCCGAGGCGGCGGUGAAGGCGGAGGCUGACGGCGGCAGCGGGAGUGGGGUUGGGAGCGGGAGUGGGGGUGGGAGGAGCGGGGGUAGUGAGCAGGCGCUGCCGUCGCCGUCGCCGCUGACGAGUGCCGCCAGCGCGUGUGCGGCGGGGCUGGUCACGUCCACGCUGACGUUCCCGCUGGAUGUGGUGCGGCGGAGGCUGCAGGUGUACGAGCGCGGCGCGCUGGGCGCCAUGCGGUACUGGGACGUGGUGGCGGCGGUGCGGCGCGAGGCGGGGCUGGCGGGCUUCUACAGGGGCAUCGGGCCCGAGUACAUGAAGGUGCUGCCAGGUAUGGCUAUUGCCUUCACCACCUACGAGGCACUCAAGCGUUUCACUGGCGCGGUGUGAGGGCGGAGGGGCGUCAGGUUGCCCGGAAUGCAUGUGCUUGCUGCUUCGUCGGUGCGCAUGCCAGGGACAUGCUAAGACGGGAAUGUAAAUAGUCUUCCUGAUUCAAUUGGCUGCGCCUCUUUCAUUGGAACGGGUCUUGCGUGUCACACUUAGUGUUCGUUGUUGUUACAGCUUAACUUUUUGUUCACUUGCCACUGACGUGUGGGGUCGGGCAUGGCAUGCGCACCUGCGCUUCACUGAGGCCUCGCCUGGAUGAAUGGUGCCGUAAAUUUAUCCGUUUAGACUGUUGAAUGCUGACACAUUGCUGUUUCUGCGGCUGCUGCUGUGUAGUUUUGAGCGGAAAGCCAGCUGAGACGUUGUAGGGCGUUUAGAGCGAGGUGUGAACUGCACGAUCAUCUGCAUUGCAGAUGCGGCACGGGCUUCAUGCGGAGGUCUGCAGACCCUGAUAGCGACAGCACGGCGGCCAAUAGAAUGAAUUCGUGGCUGUGAUGGGUACCGCAGGUUGCUGCAGGUGCUUCAGCGAAGGGCAUUGCCGCCUGCGUGGUCCUGUUGCUGCGGACUUGAGGAUGCAGUUGUCGAGGGGAUGGCGCACAGUGUGUGCGUGUGCGUGUGCAUGAUUGCAGAGCGAACACUGGAGGGACUGAGUGGAGAGACAGAGCGUUUCAUUACCUUCAUGGUCAAGCGUCGACACACGGGCGAACCUCGGGGCAAUUCAAGUGAGAACAUGAUGCGGAACGCACGGGCCCCAUGUCUUUGUCGAGGUGCCUGGAGUCACGCAGAAAGGAUGCAGGUGCUCACAACCCUAGCCUCAAUGCUGGCCUGGGCUUCAGGGUAGCACAUCUGCGUUAUGUCGGCGGUUUUGCGUCUUGCUUGCGCCACGAUGCCACGUGCCAUAUAUGGCACCAUAGGCCAGAGCGGUUCUGCAUCGAGGGGCGUCUUGUAACUUCAUUUGGUC